Anguilla rostrata (American eel) is the source of this 2786-nucleotide messenger RNA. It is a transcript of the gene gsdf, whose product is annotated as gonadal somatic cell derived factor. Gene Ontology annotation, molecular function: growth factor activity. NCBI's taxonomy places the organism in Eukaryota, Metazoa, Chordata, Actinopteri, Anguilliformes, Anguillidae. The coding region runs from base 191 to 862 and encodes 223 amino acids. The record is from RefSeq and is a predicted model, not a curated record. The transcript has 5 exons.
CUAUGAUGAAAAACAGUUUCUGCCACCGUUGGACGUACAGGCCCCUGAUUGUCAGUAGCGCACACGUCCAGCUUCCUCUUCAUCGAAUCGGUCUGAACCGGCGACGGCUUUGUAAACCAAGUCAAACCAGGGGGUGCCGAUUGUGUUCUGUCUGCCGAAUUGUCGCUCACAGCCUAACUGCGGAACCACGAUGCUGUCUUCGCUGUGCAUGAUGGCCGCGAUCUUUGGCUUUCCUCUGAGAGACGCGUUCGUCCUCCAUCCCUCCCGAGAGGAGCCUGCAGGAGCCAUCUCAGACGUGCCGGUUGGCAAGGUGAACAGAUGCCAGGGGGAGUCACUUCAGGUCAUAAAGCAGAAGCUGUUGGAGGCCCUGAACCUGGAUAGGGAGCCUCAGGUUUCCAGGACUGGACUUGGCAGGUUUAGGGAGCAGUGGAAAGCGGUCUUAGGAGACACUGCCCACAGCUCACCGAAGUCUCAGGAAUUCACUGUGUUGAAUACAACCUCCACACAAGAGUCCACUGGGACCCGAGAUGAGACCAACAGUACAGGCUUGCAGUGCUGCCAGCUGGCUUCACAGAUCUUCAUAAAUGAUCUUGGUUGGGAGAAUUGGAUAAUCUUUCCAGAUACCUUCACCUACACCCAGUGUGCAGUCUGCGACCCCCACCUGGACCCAAAAGCUCCAAAGUGUCGAGCAAACAGCCCCCCUGAGCCAAACACCCCUUCAAAGUGCUGCCAGCCAACCUCCCAUGUGAUGGUGCCAUUCUUCUACUUGGAUGAGCUCAACACGCCAGUCAUCUCCUCUGUGGCCCUGACCAACCAAUGUGGCUGCAAACCAGGAUCAUACAUCCAGGAUGCACAGAACUGAAUAACUGCCUUCCACUAAAACUGGUUGUAUAAAAAAUCAACUCUCACACAACAUAUAAUCAGUGGUGGAAAUUCCACGGAUCAGAAACUAAAAGUCGUGCCACGUGUUUCUUCCAUUCAUGAACUCAGCCAGCUGAUUUCACUGAUUAGUUCUACCUCCUGGCUGAAGAGGUGUGCUAGUGUAGCAAAUCCAAGUGACUGGAACAAAGUACUGGGGAGGACUUUUACUUUCUGAGCCUGGAUUUCCACCUCUGGAUGUAGUAUGUAUACAGACACAAAAGGCCACACCCUUUAAUACAUGGAAGUUCUCCAUUGGGCAGGGGUGGGGGGUGGGGGUUAACUGUUUAAAGGCACAAUUCCUUUGAAAUGUAAAUAUCUUCAAAUCCACUAUCCACUUAUAAGGUGUUCAGUUUCCCUGCUUCUUGUGAUGUUUUUAUAUUUUGUAUGCCAUACUAAUAAUGAAGAGAUCAGAUGUGGCCAGAACAGAGGCCAGAGAGGUAUUUCAGAUUUGAUUAGUUAAAUGGUGAUGCAUACAUUUAACCAUUUAUUGUACAGAUGUUUCUUCCAACCUAUCUUGAAAACUUUAUUGGUGUUAGCCAUGUAUGUUGUGUUGUGUUUCCUGGGGCUUAUGUUGGCAAGGCACACCCUACGCAGGUUGUAUCUGGAUAUAAACCCCAUGUUUGUUCCAGGUCCCACAUAUUCUGUUUGUGCUAACUAGAAUGUUUGUUUACCAUAUAUUUUACCAGUGUUACCAUAUCAGAUUUUUUAAAAACCAUUUACCCACCAGUGUUUGACAAUAAAUAUACUAUUUUCUUACAUAUAUAUUUAUCUGGAUAUUACAAUUUGAAAUAUGGUGAUGUAUACAAUAUUAGUGAUGUACUAACAACCAUGUCUUCAUAUUACUAACACAUCUUUAUGUAAAUCAGAUGUUAUCUUGAAAAAAUAAACAUACAGCAUGUUCCUUUUGUCCUGUAUUCAUAUUCACUGCUUGCAGUUUGAUUAAAUACAAUUUAAAACCAAUUUACAGUAAUUUCAGCCAUGGCUGAUAUUGGACACACAAGCCUCACACACACAGUGGCUAUGUAUGAACUACAAAAAGGUGAACCAUACAAUUCACUGACUUUUAAUAUAAUACAUUGAGUUAUUGGGUUUUUUUUUUUUCAAAAACAAUAACUGAAUUCAUUGUGAAUGAAUAAAAACAAAUAGCCUUUGUAUCCAGCUAAAGAUUAGGGAAAAAUUAUACUUUAUGAAAGGUAAUUAAGUACCCGUACUAAUCAUCACAACCAAGUCAGAAUUCUGAAUGAGAUUUAAGUUUGACAUCUGGAAAAAAGUUUGUUGUGAAAAUAUUUUUUUAUAUAUUUUCAAGUUUUUUUUCCACACAGUACAAAAUAAAAACAUCUCCCAUCACACAGUAACCUCCAACGGUUCACUUUCUCAACACUAGCCAGUACCGCCCCUUGAAAUUUAACUUAAGUCAAGAAAAAGGCCCCACCCAUUAUCCCAGGGCCUCUGGACGUUACAAAGCAUGACACCAUUCACAAAUAUAAUGUAAGGCUGCCAUAUUCCGAAAAAGAAAUGUUCCGAGGACCCUCUGAAGGGAGUAUAACAUCUUCUCUGUAUUAUGCUGUUGCUUGUCUCUUCUGCAGUGGACAUGAAAGGGUGAGGUUUCCGAAUCGCGGCUGACUGCCUGCCAGACGGCAUAAAAAUUGUGCCUGCCUCUGAGACUGAAAACUCAAACCCAGCCUGUUGCGCACUUCAGAAGGGGCAACCGGGGGAAACCAGCACAUGGAUACGUGUUCUCUUUUCACAUUUGGCUUUGCAUUCCUUUUUUGAUGUGCACUAUGGAAUUGGGAUAUUUCCAGCACAUGACACCAGUAGACUGAAGGACUGAUUAAAAAAAAAAAAAAAAAAAAAAAAAAAAAAAA